UACGAAUUAAGAUUUAUGUGAAUAUAAUUAAUGUGGCAGCACUGGAUUAUUGGAUCGAACUGUGUGCAAACUAAACAUGGUGCUGCGAAUGACGUGCACAACAUGCGAGACAAGAGUAUAGGUAUGUAGACCCAAAACUGUGAGCAGGUGUAGCAUACAACCUAACAUGUUCGGACAACCAAUGCAUAGAAUUAUUAAUUGCUACUAAAGUACAGAAGUUCGCCGCUGUGCCCUAAACAUAACGGUAAUGUGCACAUGCUUCCUACACAUUUAUAAAUGCGAUACAAACUGAACAAGUGCAGAUACAUAACGUACAUAUCCGGUAGCAGUGCUUGGUUAAAAAAAUUGUCGAAAAUAUAUUUGAAGUGAUAAAAAACGAAUAAUAUUCUCUGUAGUGUCCAGUAAUACUUAUAUGUACACACAGCAAAUAAAAGUUAAAAAUCUAGUUAUUGAGAUUUACGAAUGCAUAGAGUGCUUAAACAAAGUUAAUUUUACAUUCGUUUUCAACUUUUGCACUCUCAAAUGUUGUAAUGGAUAUAAAAAAAAUAUUUAUAAAACUUUAAGGAUUCGCUAUUUUUAUUUAAAUUUCGUAUACAACUAACGUGGGGAAAACUUUUUUUAAAUUGAAUUGACGCAUAAUUCACGCAAUCUUUUCCAAAAAAGGAAGCCUUUUAUGUUGAAGCAAGUUUUGCAACUUUAAUAAAAAAUAGAAAUUUUCUCUUGAAAAUAAAUAAAAGUAGCGACGCCUAAGAGCUAAGCAACAAGGCGCAUCGUUGACGAGGAUUUUUAUUUUUAACUGAAAUAAAAACAUUUUUUGAGUUGAAACAAAUCGAAUCAUGCAUGCAUACAGAUAUAAAUAAAUAAGAAAUAAAAACUAAAAGUGUGUUACUAAAUGGGCUAACUUCCGAAGGAAAUUUGUGCUUUCUUGCUGAGUUGUAAAAAUCAUGUUUCAAUAAAUAUCUAAACGAAAUAAAAGAGGAGGAAAAUAGGAAAAAAACAAGAAUUUGGAGUCGCGAAAUUUAUUUAGAUCGUGACCGUGAAAAUGUGUACGAAAAUUUAAUAAAGAAAUUGGAAGCAGAAGGUGAUGAAUUUUACAAAAAAUUUGUAAGAAUCACUUUUGUUGAAGAAAUUCAUCAAAAGGUUCAACCUUUGAUACGAAAAAAGUGCACAAAUAUGAGGAAAGCAAUUAGUAGUCAUAAUCGUCUAGCUGUCACUCUAUUCUAUUUGGCAUCAGGCGAUAGUUUCAACAACUUGUCUAUUGUGUUUAAAACUGCGCCGUGUACGAUUGGUAAAAUAAUCACUGACGUGUGUGAAGCUAUUUACAACAUACUAAAGAAGAUUAUUUGAAGAACCUAUCAUAAAUUAUUUUAUGAUUUAUUAUUUUAUUUUGGAGUGCAUUUAACUGUGCUGUGAUAAGAAUCAUUGACAUAGUACAAUUUGCCGCUUAGAUGUUCGAAAAAGAUUGGACCGGUGGAAUCAAGUUGGCUUAUACGGCCCGAAGGUAGUCAAAUACAAUUCAUAUCGCGAUUGCAAGAUCGCUUCUUGCCGCUUAACAGCGGAAACGCGUUCCCACUUUCAUUUCCUCGCCGCGGUUUGCGACACUUUUGAUGAUCGCCCGAUAUUUAGUCGUACAGAAUUGUUAAAACAUAUGCAAUGCUCUCGUAAGCAAUCCUAUUUGCAUUGUAGCAGCAGUCAAAUAGGAGUGAUUUGUAAAACAACAGAGACUUCGAACACGUCGACAAACGAGGAUGUUGGCUCGCCAGUUUAUCCAAUGCUGAGCGGAAGUAAUGCAACAUUGGCAUCAAUAACAAAAAUAUCCACAAUAGAGAAAACUAAAGACACACUCACAGACGUCGAAGCCUUCAACUGUAGAGUUUCAUAUAUGAAUUCUCUAACACAUCUGUUGAGGGCGGACAUUGAUCAGGAUGAUAGAGAUCAUCGAAAGUAUUCCAGCGAGAAGAUGCGACAUUUCCGUUGCAAAGAACACAUAAACUGCGAUUUUAAUUGUUGCAACAACAAAUAUUUAGCAAAAAAUGACCGAAAAUUGCCAAAAAAUACCCGAGCCCAGAAGAAUUUUGACAUACCUUCCCCACCUCUAUUUACUGAAAUCGAUGCCAAUGAUAGAAAAAAAAUUCCGCGGACCGUAAGAGAAUCUACCCAAAGCGAUAACAAACUUUUCAUCCGGCAACAACAAGAUCAACACAAUCUCUAUAUCUUAUACAGAAGGCUAGCAGCGAAACUGUUAUACACGUCAACCACGACAAGUGAAGCAUACAGCUUGACGCCGCCUAAUGCGAAUGGAAGAGCGAAUAGUGGGAGUAUCUUUUCUGAAAUCGAAACAGCUUAUUCGGAAAAAUUCAGCAAUAUCUUAAUACAACAACACGAUGUACAGUCUGCUAAUAGCUAUGAUAACUCAUUAAAUGAGAAUGCAUCUGAGCCACCAAAGCUGAGCUUCGACGCUACUGCUCUGCAGAAAUGCAAUCAUUGCAAUGACAUUGAUCUGGAUGAUAUAGACUCCACCAUACCUUUAACUAUGCCUAUGGAAAAGCGUCCUAUUCAAAUUACUUCCAUAGAUGGGUUUUUUAAUCGCAAACGUGGAAGGCCCCCAAAAAACCGCUAUGUUGAGGUAUACAAAAAUGCAAAUCAAUCACCUCAAGCUAUUUUCACAAGUUUUAAGCUGGAAAAAAAUGCAACGCCCAAUGACGGCAUCGCUUCAAUGAAUGACAAACAAAUAUUUGAUUACGGCAGUAUUUUUCAUAAUGCCGUUCGAAUGGUCACAAUACCUGCAACAAUAAACCCGGGAUUUGCGGCUAUUUCACAAUUACCAAUAGAUGCCACCACCGACAGCACUGUAAAAUUAGAAACGGAAUUAGACUUGCAGCAGGAAGCAAGAAGCUCGGUAGCACAAAGGCAUACAGAAGCAACAAUGAACACAGCAAUGAAAGGAGAGAUGGAAUCAUUAAAUAAACGGCACGAUCAACCCAGUCAACAUCGGAAUAAAGGAAUAUUGAACACCAAUGAUCUGGAAUAUAGAGAAGGAUAUAUUCACAUGAUUCCCGCUAGUCCUCAACGAACGCAAUUGAAAGAUAAUAAGUCAGUUGGCUUACCAAGCAUCAGAGAUAAGCCGCAGGACUAUGGAGACACAAAAUCACAAACUUUGAAAAAAAUUUCAGGUGUUCGCACUGUUGGCACCUUCUUUCCAGGAUGCAACGAAGUUUCUGGUAAUCCGAGCGACAACAAGUUACAUCAUGAAAACUGCUUUGACGGUGCAACAACAAAACCAGGCAUUUGGAGUACGCGGAACGUGAGUUGUAAACGCAAACGCUUACAAACUGACAAUAAAAAUAUGCCAUACGAGCCCAUAGCGAAAUCCUUAGAAGGUAAUGAGUUUAUUGUGCCCCAAGAUUUAAGUAUGCGCAUUAAGGAGAAAAAGCCAACUUCAUCGGAGUGCGGUCAUACCGAUACUAAUGUUUUAACCAAUAAUUCCAGUCGUAUGUCGAAGAACUGUGUUCAAAAAUGAACAUGUUCGUUGCUGCCAAAGCACUGACAACAAUAUUAUAUUUAAAUCUUUUAUAUAUUUCAAUGUUAAAUAAGAUAAGAAAUAAUCUAACUAUUGUAAUCAUACAGUCCACUACUAAUAGAUAUCUAUGUUCAAAUAUGUAUAUUGAACAUACGUACAAAUAAACACAUAAAAUAAAGGGUGAUUUUUUAAGAGCUUGAUAACUUUUUAAAAAAAAAAAACGCAUAAAAUUUGCAAAAUCACAUCGGUUCUUUAUUUGAAACGUUAGAUUGGUUCAUGACAUUUACUUUUUGAAGAUAAUUUCAUUUAAAUGUUGACCGCGGCUGCGUCUUAGGUGGUCCAUUCGGAAAGUCCAAUUUUGGGCAACUUUUUCGAGCAUUUCGGCCGGAAUAGCCCGAAUUUCUUCGGAAAUGUUGUCUUCCAAAGCUGGAAUAGUUGCUGGCUUAUUUCUGUAGACUUUAGACUUGACGUAGCCCCACAAAAAAUAGUCUAAAGGCGUUAAAUCGCAUGAUCUUGGUGGCCAACUUACGGGUCCAUUUCUUGAGAUGAAUUGUUGUCCGAAGUUUUCCCUCAAAAUGGCCAUAGAAUCGCGAGCUGUGUGGCAUGUAGCGCCAUCUUGUUGAAACCACAUGUCAACCAAGUUCAGUUCUUCCAUUUUUGGCAACAAAAAGUUUGUUAGCAUCGAACGAUAGCGAUCGCCAUUCACCGUAACGUUGCGUCCAACAGCAUCUUUGAAAAAAUACGGUCCAUUGAUUCCACCAGCGUACAAACCACACCAAACAGUGCAUUUUUCGGGAUGCAUGGGCAGUUCUUGAACGGCUUCUGGUUGCUCUUCACCCCAAAUGCGGCAAUUUUGCUUAUUUACGUAGCCAUUCAACCAGAAAUGAGCCUCAUCGCUGAACAAAAUUUGUCGAUAAAAAACAUUUCGAACCGAACACUGAUUUUGGUAAUAAAAUUCAAUGAUUUGCAAGCGUUGCUCGUUAGUAAGUCUAUUCAUGAUGAAAUGUCAAAGCAUACUGAGCAUCUUUCUCUUUGACACCAUGUCUGAAAUCCCACGUGAUCUGUCAAAUACUAAUGCAUGAAAAUCCUAACCUCAAAAAAAUCACCCGUUAUAUGCGUUGAUAUGCAGCAUACAAACAUAUAUGAGGCACGUAUGCAUUAAUAAGUGAUACGCAUGCACUCAAGAAAUACAUACUAAACAUAUUUACUUAGGUUUGGGCAAUUGAUUACAAAUGCACAUGUGCACUUGAAAACAACCCAAACCAAGCAAUAUAAAUUAUACUUGUAUGACAGCACACAAACACACACAUGUAUUGUAUUGUAUAGUUGAAAACAACCCCAUGAGAAAUAUUCAGAUGAAUAAAAAACCGAAUGUUGCAAAUACAAUUAUAUCAAUCUUUAUUAUUUGAUCGUUACUCUUAGACUAACUUAACGAUUAUCCAGGAUCUGUUAAACAAAGGUUGAGUUCAAACUUAAAAAAACUAAGUAUACAAAAUUAACAGUAAAUCUCAUUCGAGAGUGAGAGCGAGAAAAGAAAGAGGUUUGCAUAUUUAUAUAUAACUCGCCCUCCCAUAUUAAAUUCGAGUCCCAUCGAAUUCGGUAAAAAUAUAUUAGAAAAGGUAGACAUAAAAUUUAAGUUUGCUAUUAUACAUUUGAAAAUAAGAAAAAGGAUUUACAUAUGUAUGUAUCAUUUUACAGAAUUUAAUUUAACAUUUUAAUUACAUUGUAAAUUAUGAGUACCUACUUAUAUAUGUUAUUUCUAAAUUUCUAAAUAAUAUACCUAUAAAACAAAAUAUGGUAUACAUACAUAGUUUUCUAUUUAUAAACAUUUUUUUUUUUUUUUUUUUUUUUAUGUUUCAAUUCAGUUUAUAGGCUUUAAUGGCCUUCUGAACUGUGCAGUAUCUACUUUAUUGGGAUGGCUGUAGUGGUAUUUGUUAAACCUUUUAGCAGUUUUUUGUCUGCCUGCAGCAGGAUUUUUAAUAUAUAGAUUUUGACUUCGUAAAUUAAGCGUUACAUUUUCUCUUUUAAUGUUUUCUCUGUCAAUGGCUUUCUUUUUAUUUGUUUCAGAUCUCUCUUUAACUUCAUUUAAAUCUAUGUUUAUUUUAUUUAUGAAAUCUAUUGGCUUAAGUUUAGUUGUAGUAUGAAUUGUGUUGUUAUAAAAGUUUAUUGCUUUUAGUACCAAUUCCUCAGAGUCAUUAAUCUUUUCAGCGUUUUUUAUUAUUCUUAUGUGUUCUAAAAGAGUCGAAUGCAUUCUUUCCACAUCCGAAUUCCCGGUGUGAGAGUUCGGCGUUGUAAAAUGGGUUUCUAUAUUAUUUUCUUGACAGAAUAAUUUUAUAAGCGCAUUAUUAAAUUCAAUAUCCAUAACAAUUUUAUCAGGUUUUCCUAAGAACGCGAUUCGCCCUUCAAUUUUAGUUUUUACUGUUACCCUAUUUUUAUCGUUUAAUUUAUGUGCUGUCCCCAACUUAGUGAAUUUAUCGAUUGUUGUUAAAAAUGAAGUUUUUUGUAUUUGAAAAAUAUCUAUAUGUAUUAUUUGAUUAGGUUUUUCUGGUGUUAUAGUAUGUUGAAAUUUUUUAUUUAUGGGUUUUCUAUCGUAUUUAUUUUCAUUGCAAACUCUACAGUUAUUACAGUAUCUAUUUAUUAGUUUUAUUAAUUUCGGAUUAAAAUAGUUAUCUUUUAGUUCAUUGUAGUUUUCAUGAAUUCCUCUGUGGUUACCUUUCGUGUGAAUAUCAUCAAUGAUACUCAACAAAGAUUCCUCGGAUGCUACAUCACGUGCAACUUUAGUACAUUUUAUAAAGUUUAUUUUAAUAUUGUUAGAAAAUAAUUGUGUUAAUUUAUUUUGAAUUAUAUUGUAUUUAUUAUCUUCGAGUUCCGAGUAUAUACCAACUUUUCCAUUUUUUAACUCUCGUCUGAACAAAUCAUUCAAAUAAUGUGUAUUAUUUAAAUCAUUUUCAGACACGUAUAAUAUUUUAUAUUUUUUGAAAAGUAUUUCUAUUUCCUUAUGUUUAUUUUUUACUAAUCUAAUUUGCGUUCUGCAUUUGUUGACGAUUUUAUUUAUCAUGAAAAAUUUAUUAUUUAAACUUUCCUCCACACUAUGAACUUCAGCUAAAGGCGGUUGAGUCAGCUGCACUCUGCUCAAAAAGUCCGCCACGUUAUUCUCCUUGCCUUUUAUGUAUUCGAUAUCAAAGUAAAACCCGUCUAAUAAAAUUUUCCACCUGAUGAUUCGCGAAUUUGGGUCCUUAAGCGAAUAAAGCAAUUUCAGGGGCUGGUGAUCAGUUUGGACUAGGAACUUUCGACCGUAAAGGUAUGGACGAUAAUAUUUAACUGACCAUACAAUGGCCAACAGCUCCUUCUCUAACGUUGAGUAAUUUCGUUCGUGCCCAUUCAGAGUCCUACUGGCAUAACUUAUCGGUUUUCCUUCUUGGCUUAAUACCGCGCCAAUGGCUACGUUACUAGCAUCAGUAGUUAAUACGAACUUUUUACUAAAAUCGGGAUAGCGCAAUAAUGGCGGAUUUACUAAAAUAUUCUUUAACUUUUCGAAAGACUCAAUGUAUGAUUUGUCGUUAACAUCAAUUUUACUAUUUUUCUUCAAAUAUUUAAUUAUAGGAUUAGCUACUAAAGAAUAGUUUUUAAUGAAUUUGCGGUAAUAGCCGGUUAGGCCCAGAAAAGAUUUAAUAUCUUUAACUGUUUUUGGUAGUUCCAAAUUUUUUAUAAUACUUAUUUUUUCGGGGUUUGGUUUUAUUCCCGCAUUUGUUAUAAUAUGACCAAGGAAACUUGUUUCUUUAAAUAAAAUUUUACACUUAUCAAUUUGUACUUUUAGGUUAAAUUCAUUUAGUUUACUAAAUAUUUUUUGUAAGCUUUCUAAAUGUUCGGUUAAAGAUGUCGAAAAUACUAAUAUGUCAUCCAUAUAAAUAAUACAGAUUUUAUUAAUGAAAUCCGACAAAAUGUAGUUCAGCAUUCGCUGGAAUGUGGCAGGCGCAUUCUUGAGACCGAAUGGCAUUCGAAUGAACUCAAAAUGCCCCAUAGGAGUCGAAAAGGCAGUUUUUUCAAUAUCGCUAUCAUCCAUUAGUACUUGAUGAAAGCCCUUCGCCAAGUCCAAUGAAGAAAAAUACUGCGCCUUACCUAACUUAUCAAAUAGGGACUCUAUGUUCGGUAUGGGAAAUUUGUCGUCUACCGUAAUCUCAUUUAAUCUCCUAAAAUCUAUUACUAAUCGCCAUUUUUUUUCAUUUGAAUUAUCUGUUUUUUUUUUACUAUCCACAAUGGGGAAUUGUAAGGGGAUUUACUAGGGCGUAUUAUAUUUUCUUUCAACAUUUCAUUUAUUUGCUUUUCUAUUUCAUUCUCUAGGAUCUGUGGAUGUCGGUAAUUUUUGCAAUAAAUUAUUUUAUUAGAAUUAGUUAUGAUUUUAUGUUUUACACAAGUGGUUGUUGUUAAGUUUUGCCCUUUAAUGUAAAAUGUCUUUUUAUUUUUAUGUAGAAAAUUUUCUAAUAAUUUUUUUUCUUCGUUAUUUAAAGUUGUUGGUAUUAGCUCUUUAAAUUUAUCCAGCUCAAACUUUUCUAAAUAGUUUAUUUCCUCAUAGGAUAUAUUAAAGUUAUUAUUAUUUAAAUUUAUAUUAUUGUUAUUAAUUAUAAGAUUAUUAUUCUGAAAGUCUAUUAUUGCACCGAAAGGGCGUAAAAUAUUUAUUCCUAUUAUGCAAUCAAACUUUUUAUCGAUAAAAUUCACCAACUUAACGGACAUAGUACUAUUUUUUUCUUUAAAUUUACUUGGCACAUCAACAAUGACUUCUUCUUUUAUUAUAUUAUCACCAACUAGGGUAUGCAACAAAAUUGGUUUUAUUAAUUUUUUUGAUUUUCCUAGUUUUGAAAAGAAUGUGUAAUCCCCUAAGGUUGUAGCAGCGCUACUAUCGAUUAGGCACCUUGUUUUAAUAUUAUUUAUGGUUAGUGUGAUUAUGGGUAAUGAUAAUUUCGAGGCUGAACAGGAAAAUUUUCUGUAUAAUUUAUAGCAUCUAUUUCCAUUGACUCCAAAUUAUUAUUUCGGCUGUUAUUGUUUGACUGCUGAGGAUUUGGUUGGAAGUGACUAGUAUUGCGGAAAUUAUAAUUAUUACUUUGUGGGUAUGGAUUAAAAUUUUGGUUAUGGAAAUUUCCGAUAUUUGUACCGAAACUAUUAGGAGAUCAAGAUGGACGUGGACAUGUCUACAAUCCCAACACCAACUGUUCGGUCGGCAACCAACGGGGCACGUACUGGGCCUACUCCUCCGCCCCGCCCAACCAAUGCUACUGUUUCAACUGCCGCUUCUGGUAGUGGCUCACGAGCAGCCCCAUCAACACCAUCCGCUCAAGUCGAGCCGCGUCGCAUCCGAUGCCCGCUAUGUCGCCGGAAACAUCGACUACAGCACUGUGGGCUCUUUAAGGAGCAAACACCGACACAACGCCAGCGUGUUGCCCAGGCACAUGAGCACUGCCUCAACUGCCUGUCGCACACGCAUGGGACGCAGGAGUGUGUUUCUGCCGAUUUAUGCCACACGUGUGGCAGACCACAUCACACGCUGCUGGACAGGACCCCACGACGUGAUGUAGGUCGGCCAGCUACCCCAAGCACGGGUAGAUCAACGCAAGGAAAGCGGACGGUACGACGCCGAACUACUGCAGCUCGUCCUGUGCCCCAUCAAUGGCGUUCGCACCACGUUGCACCAACCAGGCGUCGUCCAAAAGCGCCAGAGCAUCGCCCCGCUACUGGACUCAGCAACGUAGUGGCAACUCUCCAGCAACUACAAAGAUUGCUAAGCUGAAUAUUCGCCUAGGGGGGCCGGGAUGGCUAAAUGAGAUCAGUUUAGUUCUUCACAUUCUUUUUAAAUUGAAAAUCCAUUACUUGUAAUAACCUUAUUCAAAUUUGUUGAGAUUUGUACAGGGAUUAAAAAGAAAAAUUGAAAUUAAAUCCAUACUAAAUUACCCUUGUAACUUAA
Messenger RNA from Bactrocera dorsalis (oriental fruit fly), 9476 nucleotides. RefSeq lists its product as uncharacterized. Bases 1649 to 3520 code for a protein of 623 amino acids. NCBI's taxonomy places the organism in Eukaryota, Metazoa, Arthropoda, Insecta, Diptera, Tephritidae. The transcript is spliced from 11 exons. The record is from RefSeq and is a predicted model, not a curated record.